UAUGGCCGCAAGAACAGGAAGUAGUUGGUUUGUAGACUAAAUAGACACGUUGUUAGGCUGUUUUGUGUUUUAUGUCAUGAUUUUGACAUCUGUAAAUGCUAAAGAAAGCAUUCUCGAUGAGUCUGCCAUCAAAUGAAGAGGAACUAGAUAUGAUAUCGGCCAGCUACCCGUCGUCUGUGCAAGAAUGGAUGAAAGCCAUUCGUCGUCCCACGCCGUACAGAGUGGGCAAUGCCAAACUGCAUUUGAAAACGAGAACUGUACUUUACACAGCCUUGUUUACCGGGGCUAUACUUAUUCUCUUCAUUAUGUUUAUACCACGGACAUCGAAUAUAGCAUGCAAUGACUCGAUGGUGGAUUACACUCACUUAUUGUUAGGUGUACCUUUUAACAACACGUAUCCAUUAACAAAACCUACAAAGGUCCAAGGAGGGUUCAUGUACAAAAUUGGUCUUAUUACAGAUCUAGAUACAAAUUCCAAAAGUCAUGAGAAGAAAAACAUUUGGAUUAGUUAUUUUAGAACUGGAAAUCUGACAAUUUCGGAUGAUAAUAAGAAACUAUUAUGUAAUUUGGAACAGCCUAUUGUUCUCAGUUCCUCGCUGUCUCAAGGUGGUAGGGGUAUGGAGUUGUCGGACCUUGUUGUUUUCAAUGGUAAACUAUAUUCCAUUGAUGACAGGACAGGUGUUGUUUAUGAAAUUCUUAAUGGCAUGGCAAUUCCAUGGGUAGUACUUCCUGAUGGCAAUGGAAAACAUAACAAGGGUUUCAAAAGUGAGUGGGCGACAGUGAAGGAUCAGAGGUUAUAUAUUGGUGGUUUAGGUAAAGAAUGGACAUCAGUGACAGGGGAGGUAAUCAACCUUGAUCCUCAGUGGGUCAAGUCGGUCGGCCAGUUUGGUGAUGUUCGACAUUAUGACUGGCACAAUAAGUACAAUGUUCUGAGGAAGAAAACAGGAACCCUCUCACCAGGCUAUAUGAUUCAUGAAUCUGGCGUUUGGAGUGAUGUCCAUCAGAAAUGGUUUUUCCUUCCUCGCCGAGCCAGUGAGCAUAAGUACGAUGAAGUUUUAGAUGAAAAACGUGGGACGAAUUUGUUAAUUACGGCAGACAAGUAUUUUAAAGACAUUCAUGUCACCCACAUUGGGGUGGCCACCCCAACCCGUGGAUUCUCCUCAUUCAAGUUUGUGCCUGGUACCAGGGACACAGUUAUUAUUGCUUUAAAAUCAGAAGAGAAUGCAGGAAAAAUUGCAUCCUACAUGUUGGCAUUUACUAUACAGGGAGAUAUUAUUAUGCCUGAAAAACUAAUUGGUAAUGUUAAAUAUGAAGGGAUUGAAUUUAUUUGAUCUAAGCACAUUUAACAACUCUGCUGAUUUAGUCUGUACUUAUGGUGUCAGAAAUGUGAGAUUAAUUUUCUCAUAUUAUCAUACAGUGAUAUCUUCCAUGUUGAGCAAAUCUAAAGGUGAGGAUAAUGAAACUUUCUUAGACACCUGUUUGAGAAUAACGCCUAAUGAGAUUUAUGGUAUCCAGGGCUAGCUCUGGCACUCACCAAAUUCGCCAAUUGCGACUUUUGAAAUCGGUAGGUGAAUUUUAUUUUAGUUUGGCAAAAUAAUUUCAUGUAAUAAUUGACAUUUUUUAGAAAAUAACUGACAAUUUUGACAAUUUUUGAAGUUUAAUAGACAAUUUGGCAAAUUGUUUUGCUCACCCCGAGCUAGCCCUGGGAUCACAAAGCGAUCUUCCAUGGAGGUGGGAGACCGAGUUAAAGACAUCUGAAAUAGAUAGCAAAGCCAGUCAAAUUAUUACUGUAACAGAUUAUUCUAUGACAGUUAAUCUUGCAAGUGCCAUAAAUACUUAAAAUAGGAUUGGGUUGGUAUAGAUGUUAAAAUUGUUUUUCAACCUUUUUGUUUUGUUUUGGUUCUUGAGGAUAAUUUAGAAAUGGAAAACUUCACUUAUGUCCAUUAGAUACCAUUUUUCUUAGAGCUUGUUAUUAGAUCUCCAAUUGCCUAGUAGCCACGACUUGUUGUAAUUGUUAGUCGUAGAAUUUUGAGUUAGGUCAUGGAAAAUUAGGGAAAUGAUGAUUAUUUCCACGCACACACACACACACACACACCUUCACACCCCAUCUGAAACAGACACAAUAAGAGAUCAGCAAUUCACGAUGAAAUAUUGGAAUACAUGCAGAUUAUGUUGAUGACUUAAGAAAAAUUAUUUAAAAUCCAUUUGAGAAAGUAUAGAUAUUAAAAACAUGUAUCACCAUUCAUUUCACAGUGUACAUAUCUAACCUGUUCUAUAGUUUAAAUCUUAAUACAACUGAAAGUUGUUGCAAGAUCAGUUUGCAAUGGCAUUUUUUAUUAUUAUAGGGUAUUGUGUACAUGCAAGUAGCUCGAGUGGUGUAAGUAGACCACAGAUACCUGCAAUUGAGUUUCAUACAACUUCACAUAAUGAAUCUGGACUGUUUGGUCCUGUUUGUGGUGCAGUAUUUACGUACUCUGGUCAAGUACAUGUUUUACUCACUUGUAAUAUUAUUUUUGCCUCUUUUGCCACUCAGUAUUGCUCAACAGACGUGUCAAAUAUCGUGCUCAUACUGUUAAAAGUGUGAACAGUUGGCAUUUAUGGUCAUUUUUUGUUUUGUGGAUCUGUAAAUAUUUCCACAAAUUUAAUAAAUUAACAUUGAAUAAUUCACUAUGCAUAAUUAUAUCUCUUUAAAGGUUUUAUGUAUUUACAAACACUGCUAUUUACAGAACACUUUUAUUAAAGGUAGACUAAACUCCAACAAGAGCCUUAUGUGUUGGAAAGAUGCAUACCCGGACCACCAACACAUACUGACACUUUAACAAAUGAAAAACGCGUACUUUUAGAAUUAAUAAAAAACC
Messenger RNA from Gigantopelta aegis, 2858 nucleotides. Its product is annotated as soluble calcium-activated nucleotidase 1-like. The coding region runs from base 96 to 1331 and encodes 411 amino acids. Gene Ontology annotation, molecular function: GDP phosphatase activity; UDP phosphatase activity; calcium ion binding. The record is from RefSeq and is a predicted model, not a curated record. Gene Ontology annotation, biological process: proteoglycan biosynthetic process. Lineage: Eukaryota; Metazoa; Mollusca; Gastropoda; Neomphalida; Peltospiridae. The transcript is spliced from 3 exons.